CAGCAGUGACGUGUCAAAAGCUAAGGAUGGUGUGAUUGAGCCCUUUCCUCAUUUCCUACCGUAUUUCUCGCUGUUUCCUCCGCCAUCGUUUCCUUCCGUUCAAUCCCCCCUCCUCUUCCGUUUCGUCCACUGAAAGGAAAGGAAAGGAAAGCAAACGAAACAAAGAUGAAACAAAGAACAUGGCCUACUCGAUCAGAUACCUUGCGAUUCAAAUCUCUUCCUUUAUCAAACAUCAAAGCCCUCUCUUCCCGCUCGACUACAAUCCCAUCUAUUUCUAGAUUAACAAGAUCAUCGUUUUCCUCUGAUUCUAGGGAUUUUUCCACGCUUCCUUUCGAUAUUUUAACCAAAAUCGCCGCCUCCUUCACGUUGCCAAACCUCCAAGCGGCGUCUCUUGUGUGCCGCUCAUGGAGUGAUGCGCUUCGCCCUUUGAGAGAGGCGAUGAUGUUUCUAAGAUGGGGCAAGCGGUUCAAGCACGGCCGAGGCGGCGUGCGUCCUAAUUUGGAGAAGGCUCUUGACUCCUUUUUGAAAGGCGCGGCUCGUGGCUCUACGCUUGCCAUGGUUGAUGCUGGGCUUCUUUUCUGGGAAAUGGGUCGGAAAGAAAAGGCCAUUUCCUUGUAUCGUAAAGCCGCCGUGCUUGGGGAUCCUGCUGGACAGUGUAAUUUGGGAAUUUCAUACUUGCAAGCUGAACCCCCACAACCGAAGGAAGCCAUAAAAUGGUUAUCACAAGCAUCCGUUGCUGGACAUGUUCGUGCUCAAUACCAACUUGCACUUUGUCUGCAUCAAGGUCGUGGGGUGGAUCAUAACCUACAAGAAUCUGCUAAAUGGUAUCUAAAAGCAGCUGCUGGUGGGUAUGUACGUGCAAUGUACAAUGUGGCGCUUUGUUACUCAGUUGGGGAAGGUUUGCCCCAAAGUCGCCGACAAGCAAGGAAAUGGAUGAAACGGGCUGCUGAUCGUGGCCACAGUAAAGCUCAAUUUGAGCAUGGACUUGGCCUCUUCUCUGAAGGAGAGAUGAUGAAAGCUGUAGUUUACUUGGAACUUGCUACUCGUUCUGGUGAGACAGCAGCUGCUCAUGUCAAGAAUGUAAUUCUCCAGCAACUAUCAGCAACUUCACGUGACCGUGUUAUGCUUCUUGCAGACAAUUGGCGUGCUUUGCCUUCGUGUCACUGAGUUAUUUCAAAUUAAAGGUUGUCACGCAGUAGCUUCACUGGACAAUUAAGUUUCAAGAAUCCAUGGGUCCAUGUAAUUCUCGAAAACUUGAAUUUAUUUAUCGUUGACAGAAAUCCAGUGGAAACAUGGUUGUCUUGGUUACUAUCUGCCACGACCUUAACCAUACUUGUUGGUCCCGUAAGAAUUAUCAUUAUUUGCCAUGACCUGUGCCCACAAAUUUCAGCAUCUUAUUAAUCCUCUACCGGUGCCAACUUUCCUCAUCUAUGUUGCUUAACUGGCUAAGAAAGAAAAGGCUUGAUCAAUCCCUGAGGAAAUUGCUGCACUGUGGUUUAGUGAUACAGUUUGUGGUUGCAUUUGUUCAAGGCGACGGUGACUCUGCUGAAUUUGUUUGCUGAUGGUUCCAUUUAUGGAGUGCGGUGGGUGAGUUCUGAUCAAUGCUGGUUGAUUUCUGUGUUUUAUAUUAUCAAGUUAUGAGUGGAAGUGUGAUUUGAGCAUUGUUUGAUCGAUCCACAGCCAGUACUCAUUGUUGAUCCAUGUGAAUCCCUACUCUCAUGUAAUGUCAAACUACCCUACUGUUGGAUGAAUCUCUCUCAAAAUGCCCUUUUUUUUCAAUUCUAUUUUAUCCUGGCCUAUUUGAUAAAAACUGAUGAAAUCCCUACUCUCAUUGUGAAUUUUUCUAAUGUUCAAUAUAUGUCACUAUUUUUUAUUUUAUCA
This is a messenger RNA of Manihot esculenta (cassava), 1881 nucleotides long. RefSeq names its product F-box protein At1g70590. The record is from RefSeq and is a predicted model, not a curated record. Bases 166 to 1167 code for a protein of 333 amino acids. NCBI's taxonomy places the organism in Eukaryota, Viridiplantae, Streptophyta, Magnoliopsida, Malpighiales, Euphorbiaceae. Gene Ontology annotation, molecular function: protein binding. The transcript is spliced from 5 exons.